Molecule: messenger RNA, 2368 nt
Organism: Sorghum bicolor (sorghum)
Lineage: Eukaryota; Viridiplantae; Streptophyta; Magnoliopsida; Poales; Poaceae
Product: serine/threonine-protein phosphatase 2A 65 kDa regulatory subunit A beta isoform-like
Exons: 13
Coding region: 243-2006 (587 amino acids)
Biological process (GO): protein dephosphorylation
Cellular component (GO): cytoplasm; protein phosphatase type 2A complex
Molecular function (GO): protein phosphatase regulator activity
Source: RefSeq, a predicted model, not a curated record
GCAUUCCCCUCCCGUUCGCUCUCGCCCUCCCUCGCCACAUUCCCCUUCCGUUCACAGUUCACUCACGCACCCCCUCUCGCUCUCCGAGACUCCGACGAUUGGUGUCUCGCCCCCUCGCUCUCCGACGACUGGUGGGCCGCCGGCGCCGGCGCCGCCCUACGCCAGGUGCCGAGGUCUUCGUCUGUCUCUUCGCCGGCGACGAGCGCCCACCAGCUGAAAAAAAGUUCUAGCCAAACAUAAUAAUGGCUAUGAUUGACGAACCUCUGUACCCGAUUGCUGUGCUGAUUGAUGAACUGAAAAAUGAAGAUAUUCAGUUGCGCCUUAACUCCAUCAGAAAGCUUUCUACAAUUGCCCGGGCAUUGGGUGAAGAAAGAACAAGGAAAGAGCUGAUUCCGUUCCUUAGUGAAAACAACGACGAUGAAGAUGAGGUGCUUCUUGCAAUGGCGGAAGAGUUGGGCGUUUUUAUUCCUUAUGUUGGAGGUGUAGAGCAUGCACACGUUUUGCUUCCACCACUGGAAACAUUGUGUACUGUGGAGGAAACCUGCGUCAGAGACAAGGCUGUGGAAUCGCUUUGUCGGAUAGGAGCACAGAUGAAGGAAAAUGAUAUUGUGGACUGGUUUGCCCCUGUCGUAAAGAGGUUGGCGGCAGGCGAGUGGUUCACAGCUCGAGUUUCGUCAUGUGGCCUUUUUCAUAUCGCCUAUCCUAGUGCAUCUGAACAACUGAAGGCAGAACUGAGGACAAUUUAUGGCCAGUUAUGCCAAGACGACAUGCCUAUGGUACGAAGAGCUGCUGCAUCCAAUCUUGGAAAGUUUGCUGCAACAGUUGAACAAAGUCAUUUGAAGACAGAAAUCAUGUCAAUAUUUGAUGAUCUAACUCAAGAUGAUCAAGAUUCAGUGCGACUAUUGGCAGUUGAGGGUUGUGCUGCUCUUGGGAAGUUGUUGGAGCCCCAAGAUUGUGCAGCACAUAUUCUCCCAGUUAUUGUAAAUUUCUCUCAGGAUAAAUCUUGGCGUGUGCGUUAUAUGGUGGCAAAUCAACUGUAUGAGCUAUGUGAAGCUGUUGGUACUGAGCCCACAAGGGGUGAUCUGGUGUCAGCAUAUGUUCGCCUCCUCUGUGACAAUGAGGCUGAAGUGCGGAUUGCAGCUGCUGGAAAAGUUACAAAAUUCUGCAAAAUAUUAAACCCACAAAUUGCAAUUGAACAUAUUCUUCCGUGUGUCAAGGAAUUAUCAACAGAUUCAUCUCAACAUGUUCGUUCAGCUUUGGCAUCAGUUAUUAUGGGAAUGGCUCCUGUAUUGGGAAAGGAUGCCACUAUUGAACAACUUCUUCCCAUUUUUCUUGCUUUGCUGAAGGAUGAGUUCCCUGAUGUUCGACUCAACAUUAUAAGCAAACUUGAUCAAGUUAACCAGGUUAUUGGAAUUGACUUGCUGUCGCAAUCACUUCUACCAGCCAUUGUAGAGCUCGCUGAAGAUAGGCACUGGAGAGUUCGGCUUGCCAUAAUUGAGUACAUACCUUUGUUGGCCAGCCAGUUAGGUGUUGGUUUUUUUGAUGACAAAUUGGGGGCACUUUGCAUGCAGUGGUUGGAAGAUAAGGUUUUCUCAAUCCGAGAUGCUGCUGCCAACAAUUUAAAGCGUUUGGCAGAGGAAUUUGGCCCUGAGUGGGCGAUGCAACAUAUAAUUCCUCAGGUUUUGGAGAAGAUAAACAACCCACAUUAUCUGUAUAGGAUGACCACUUUGCAAGCUAUUUCUUUGCUAGCUCCUGUCAUGGGUCCUGAUAUCACAUGCCAACAGUUGCUCCCUGUUGUCAUUGCUUCUUCAAAGGACAGGGUUCCGAACAUGAAAUUCAAUGUUGCUAAAGUCCUGCAAUCACUUGUACCAAUCCUUGAUCAAUCUGUUGUGGAGAAGGCGGUGAAACCAUGCCUAGUUGAGCUCAGUGAGGACCCAGAUGUAGAUGUAAGAUACUAUGCACACCAGGCCCUUCGGGCGUGUGACCAAAUGGUGAUAUCUAGCUGACUAGCCUGUCCAGAAAUUAGCAAAUGAGAUACCCAUUGGUCCAUUUUUUGAAUAUUUAUUAGAGUGUUAUGUAAUCUUAUAAUUAUUCUACCACCAAUGACUUUGAUGCAACUUUUUAUUAAUUAUGUGUUUUUGAUUUAGGUUUAGUUUAGUUUUUGGAUUUAAUCAACCUUGGGGAAGUAGGUGGACACAUGAUGUUUGUGUGAUUGACCUGUGCAUGUCAUGUGCUGUUACUUGGUAGGUCAUUACGUGUAAGCACAUUGUUUUAUAGUUUGCUUUGCUUACUCUGGUUGUGUGCGGAAACUGUAUUCAUUGCUCUUUCAGACACGAAAACCAUGUUCGUUGCUUGCGAAUUUGUUUUA